AUGAAGUUGGAAGUGUGUUCCUAUAGUGGUUUCAAGGUCUACCCAGGUCAUGGCAAACGGGCUAUUCGUACUGAUGGGCGUGGGUUUUAUUUCAUAAAUGGGAAAUGUGAGCGUUCCCACUAUCUUAAACGCAAUCCUCGAGAGGUCAAUUGGACAAUCCUCUAUCGACGAAAGUACAAGAAAGGUGUAAGUGAGGAACAAGCCAAGAAGCGGACGAAACGCGUAACUAAAAGUGCUCGUGCCAUCGCUGGUGCUAGUUUAGCUGAGAUAAUGGCCAAACGGAAUCAGAAACCUGAAGUUCGUAAAGCCAUGCGUGAUCAAGCCAUACGGUAA
Messenger RNA from Heterobilharzia americana, 333 nucleotides. The record is from the annotation of a GenBank genome assembly. Lineage: Eukaryota; Metazoa; Platyhelminthes; Trematoda; Strigeidida; Schistosomatidae.